Molecule: messenger RNA, 5930 nt
Organism: Cheilinus undulatus (humphead wrasse)
Lineage: Eukaryota; Metazoa; Chordata; Actinopteri; Labriformes; Labridae
Product: regulator of G-protein signaling 7-binding protein B-like
Exons: 6
Coding region: 186-923 (245 amino acids)
Biological process (GO): G protein-coupled receptor signaling pathway
Cellular component (GO): postsynapse; neuron projection; nucleus
Source: RefSeq, a predicted model, not a curated record
UGAGCUCCUGGAGCUCUGUCCGGCCCAGUUCACGCUCCUGAUCCGGGUAUAACCGAACACACCUCGGAUCGAAGAAUUAACCGAGCCUCUCUGCGUCUGGGUGGAUCAUUUUCCGGUUUUGUUAAGGACGCUGCCUUUUUUGCCCCAUUUACGUCUUGUUGGGCUCUGUUUCUUGGUUUGCAUGCAUGUGUUCUGCACCGUACGGGCGGAAAAAGCGCCCCAGAUCUGCAGGGAUCAUUUUCCCCGUCGGUAAAGUGGCGCAGACGGAGCCGGAGCGAAGAGAGAGCACGGAGGGGGUCGUGGACGGCAGCAGGAUGACCGUGCAGGAAUUCAACAACCUGGUAGCUCUGUACCGGGAGCAGGUCAUAUCUGUGGGAGAGAUCUCAGCAGACUGUCCCUCUCUGCGGGCUCAGAUGCACCACACACGGACCAAAGGAUGCUCCAUGGCCCGAGCUGCACAUCAGGACCUUGCUGUCAUAUCUGUGUCAGGUCCAGAGGACGGAGAGAUCCACCCUGAGAUCUGUCGGCUCUUCAUCCAGCUGCAGUGCUGCCUGGAAAUGUUCAUAACAGAGAUGCUGAAAUCCAUGUGCCUGCUGGGGGUGCUGCAGCUGCACAGAAAAAGAAUGGACUCAGAGCCAAAGUUGGACUUCAGGGUGGAUGAAAGCUCUGACGUCCCGAUCCUAGAGGACAGAUCGUCCUCGCCCAUUGACUUCCUUCAGGAGCAGUGGCUGGUGGGGACCGAUAUUGAGAACAUAGAGAGGGACAUGCGAGAGAUGCGGAACCUACUCAGCAAACUCAGGGACACGAUGCCAUUGCCACUGAAAAACCAAGACGACAGCAGCUUGUUGAAUUUGACACCUCACCCGCUGAUCCGUCAGAGGAAGAGACGCUUCCCCGGUCUCUGCUGCAUGGUGUCCGGCUGAGUCUGGCGGUCAACUCACUGCAGUAAACACACAAAGACGAAAAGACGUUCAGUCUAUUAUAUUUUCUGCUGUAAAUUAUUCAAAAGGGAAUCAUUAAUCUUAACUAAUUACAGUAUAUUCUUUGAUUUAGUUGCAGUAUUUUUUCCAUCAUAUCGGAAAUUGUAAACCUCAAAUAUCUGUAAUCCUGACAUUUUCUCUGGUUUCUUUCUUGCACUCAUCUGCCUUCUCAUAUUUCUGUUUCAUGCUAUUUAAUAUGAAGAAGAGUCUAAAAUGUAAAUAUUCAGGCUAUGCACUGGUAUUUUUAGUUUAAAGCUGCCCCACUGUGCUCGUGUCAUGCCUCCAUGUUUGAAUGUUUCAUGAUGUGAGAUGUUUCAGUCCCUAAAACAUCCCGAUGUGUUUCAUCCUGACUUCACUCAGCAGAGGCUCCUGCCAGGUGAGUCUCUGCUUACCUGUGUGAUGUGAAACUCUAAAGACAAAGCAAACCAUCCACACCAUUACAAUACUUAAAGGAGAUUAAGGAACACUUGGUUGUUGAGUCUUUUCCUUUAGAUCUGAUUUUUAAAUUCUUUAGUUGUGCAGUGUAAAAACAAAAAUCUAUGCCAGAUGAUUAAAAAAAUGAUACAAAGCUUCAACUACACUUCAUCUUUUAGACAUUUUAUGAAGAUUUUCUUCUUCUCUGUUCUUACUUAGUAACAUGGGUCACAAUUAAAGACAUUUAAACAUCACAAUAAAAAUUUAGUUUUAAAAGACAAAUCCUGAUUUCUUUAGUCGUCCUCUUGCAACAGCUAGGGUUUUAUAAUUGUUUUCUAUAGUCCAAAAUCUUGAAAAUCUAUUGGCUUUGUGUUGUUAUAUUUCCAUUAAGUUUCAUAUUUCCCAGGGAACAGUUGCCAAAAAUGUACUCAGAACAGCACAGCCAAAGCCAUAAAACCUCCAUUUCUACAAUUUGACCAAAGAAAUAUAGAAAAUAUGUAAUUUGGCAGACUAAUUGCAAUCCAUAGAUCACUUUUUGAUUUGUUGUGGAGUAUUUGGGACUUCUUACUUUUAUAGCUCUAUUUCCAAAAAUGUUUGGGUGUAAAAUGUAGAUAAAAACAGAAUGCAACAAUUUGCAAGCCCAUAUUAAAACCCAUAUUUUCUUCACAAUAGAACAUAAACAACAUGUCAAAUGUUAAAACUGAUACGUUUUACAUUUCAUAAAAAAUAUUAGCUCAUUUUGAAUUUGAUGGCAGCAGCACUUCUCAAAAUAGGGAUGGGGCCAUGUUUACCAUCGUGUAGCAUCCCCUCUCCUUUAACAACGGUCUAAAUGUAAGGAAAGAAGAGAAGAGUUGCUGGAGUUUUGGGAGAGGACUGUUGUCCCAUUCUUGUCUGAUGUAGUCCACAUUUUUUCUGUUGGUUAAAGGUGUGGACUGUAGGCAGGCUAUUUCAGGCUCUUCUACUGUGAAUCCAUGCUGUUGUGAUGGAUGUGGUGUGUGGUUUAGAGUUGUCUCGCUGAGAUUUGUAAGGCCUUCCCUGAAGGAGACAUUGUCUAGACGGGAGCAUAUGUUGCUGUAAAACCUCUAUAUACUUUUAAGCACUGAUAGUAGCAGAUGUGUAAGCUGCCCAUGCCAUAGGCACUAAUGCAACCUCAUACCAUCAGAGAUGCAGGCUUUUGAAGAAUGCGCUGAAAACAAGCUGGGUGGUAAGUUUUCCAUUUUGCCUCGGUCAAUUUUAAAUGAGUUUUGGCCCAGAGAAAUCUGCAGCUUUCUGGAUCAUAUUCAUGAUUUAACUUGGAUUUGUUGAUGGCAUGGUGAAUUGUGUUGACAGACAGUGAUUUCUGGAAGUGUUCCUGAGCCCAUGGAGUGAUUUCUCAUACAGAAUCACUCUUGUGUUUUAAUGUAGUGCUGCCUGAGGCACUGCAGAGAUUUCUUGAGAUACUCUGGAUCUUUUCAUGAUAUUAAUAACUGUAGAUGGUGAGAUAUUCAAAGUCUUUACAAUUUUAGAUUAAGGAAAUUUUUCUGAAAUCGUUCCUCAAUUUUAAGACGCAAUUUUUCACAGAUUGGUGAACGUCUACCCAUCUUUACUUCUGAGAGACUCUGCCUCGCCACAGUCCUUCUUCUAUACCCAGUCAUGUUAAGUGACCGGUUGCCACCUAAAUAGUUGCAAAAUUCUCCUCCAGCUGUUAUUCAUCAGUACCACUUACUUUCUCAACCUUUUGUUGCCCCAUCCAUUCUUUUUGAGAUAUCUUGCUGCCUUCAAAUUCAAGUUUAUGAAAUUUGCAAAUCAUUGCAUUCUGUUUUUAUUUAUACUAUACAUGUUGCCCCAACUUUUCUGGAAUUGGGGCAACAUGUAUAUUAUACAUGUAUAUUAUACAUGUUGCCCCAGCUUUUCUGGAAUUGGGGUUGUAUUUAUUAGAAGUUAAUAAAAUCAGAAUUACCCUUUAAUGACCCAUCCAUCUUCUUUUUGCUUUCCCUGUAAUUUUUGUAUGUAGUAAGUCUUCAGGGUCAAAGUCUAAGAUUUUGAGCAUAGAGCUAAAAAAAAAAAAAAAAAAACUAAAGAAAUCGAGAAAAGAAAAUUAAAACAGUCUGAGAAUUAAAGAAAUACUCUUCUUAGUGCUCACUCAGAAAUAAAAAUGGACUGCUUUGUCAUCUGACAUACACAGUCUGAUCAUCGCAUAAUUUGAUUUCUACAAGUUACAUGUCAGUGUUUAUGUAAAUCUAAACUAUGACUAAAAAUGUGUGUUAACAACCUUUUAUGUCAUAGUGAAGAUGACACUAAGAAUAGCUAAAAAUAGAUGUUUGGUGAUAAAAACUGACAACUAAGUUUAGUUUUUAUCAAGGAGACUAAAACGAGACUAAAAUGUUAGUGUUGGACUUGUGAACAUUACAAUUCCAUUUUUUAUCACUGUGCAUAUAAGGUAUGUCAGUAUUUUUAUCAGUGUAUUUUGAAUAUAGUAUUGGUAGCACAUUAAUAUGAGUGUUUAACAAUUAUAUUAAUUUUACAAUUCGACUGAUUAAAUUAGUUAAAAGAGAAGAAACAUUGUGACAAAGUAAAGACUAAAGUAUAAGAACUUUUAUAGGUUAAAACUUAAUUUUUUUCAUGUUUUCUCAACUAAAUCUCAGAAGAGGGAAAAUGACUAGAAUGAGACUCAAGCUAAAAGGCUUUUAAAUCCAAAGACUAAAACUAAAUUUAAAACACAAAGCUGCCAAAAUUAACACUGCUUUAAGUUCAUUAAAUCAAGUUGUCUUUAGAGUAAAACUAAAAAAUACGAUGCUUCUAAAACACAUUAAAAAGACCAAUUACUAAGUAUUACAUACAUUUUUUCUAAACCAUUCUUCUAUGUUGAGUGUUAAAUUAAUAUUUGCAGCUGCUGGUAAAAAUUGGCCAAGCUUUUAGUUCUAUUCUACACAUUUUAGAUAAAUGUCAGCAGUCUUCAUCCUGUAGUCAUUUUUUGGAAACACUUUAUAACUACACACUGUGAAGCAGUAGUAAAGCAUUAGUAAGUACUAGAGCUGUCAGCAUUAGUGCAUUAAUUGUGAUGCAAUUAGGGUCCAUAAUUAGUGCUGUGUCAGCAUCUCCCAGCAGCCACAUGGAUGUAAAAUAAGUCCACCACUGGUCCUUAAUGUCUCAGUUCCCUUUAAAAAAAUCACAGAGAGCGGAGUGGACGAGUCAAAAGUCAUCUGCACCUUAUGUUAACAAACAUUUACCUUGUACUGCUCAUUUGUACCCUUUUCAAUCCACAACAAGUUCCUUUUUCUGUGGUGAAGUUUAUGUAAUUAUCCUGGAUCAAUCCAAAGUUUGCAUUUGGUUGGUGGUAGGUGCUAUUUCUCCACCCUGUUCUGGGACCUAAAGUGGUGUUAUUAUUUAAAACAUUAUUUCAUUUAUUAAGAUGAGAUUUAUUAUUUAUUUAUUUAUUUGUUUGUUUAUUUAUUUUGCAAAUGACCUCUUGCAACCCGCCUGCAGUACCUCUGGGCCCGGCCCACACUUUGGGAAGUUAAGAGCAGGGGUUCUCAAACUUUUCAGCCAGCAACCUCUAAACUAAAGGUGCCAGAGACCGGGGAUGCCCACUGUACAUGAAGGUGGUUGAAGCAUAGUUGCUCACAGCUGUGCUCUUCUUUCAAGAGUAGUCAUGUGCAGAACUGCAUUUAAAGGGUUUUUUUAAAUGUUAGUUUGAUUACGACGCACAUCUCCCCCUAAAUAACCAUGCCAUGUUUUUUUUUAACAUUCAACUCAUUUAUGCAUGUAUUUAUAUAAAAACGGGUCAAAUAUACCAUUUGAAAUCAUUUAAAAAUAUUUUUUAUUAUUUUGAGGGCAUUUUGCGACCCCCCUAUCAGUGUCUCACAACCCCCAAAUUGAGAACCAGUACUAAAAUACGAAAUAAAACAAACACAGUUUAAGUCUAAAAUAGUUAAAUUUCAAAAUAUGAUUAAAAAUUGUUUUGUUGCAAUUAAUAACUAUAGAAAUUUAGAGAUUAAUCACAGAUAGAAACAUAACCCUUGAUAGCCCUAAAUACUUAACCCAUUUAUAAAGCAUUAUAAACCAACUGGUAUGUAAUUCAUAGUUCUUUAUUGAUACUUUACUAAUGCAUCAAUAAAGCAUUUAUUGCUGUGGUUAUAAAUGAUGGAUGCAUUAUUACUAAUGUUUAUAGAUGAUGGGUUUACUAAUGCUUUACUACUAAUAAUGCUAAAAGAGUGUCGUUAUUGUAGACAUAGACAAGAUUCCCAUUUUUCUUUCUAAAGGACUUUGCAGAUAUUCAACCCACAGCAUCAGCAGACUAUAAAAAGCCAAACACAUGGAUAAAAACAAAGAUGAACUGAAGUUAACUCAUCCACUAGAGCCAUCUCCCUGUUGAAUGUAACUGCAAUAUUAUUCAUGGAUAGAUGUUUGUGAAGGCUUUGUUUUCUUAAUGUAAUGUGAAGUGGUGAUGUCUGAUCGGCUAAAUUCUUUGUUUGGGCAUGUAGACGACUCUGAGUGAGCUAUGUUUGUGUAGUUUGUGUGUCCUGCAUUGUAGAGAAGCCACAGCUCAAUCUUUGU